Messenger RNA from Brachypodium distachyon (stiff brome), 1412 nucleotides. Its product is annotated as IAA-amino acid hydrolase ILR1-like 3. Gene Ontology annotation, molecular function: IAA-Ala conjugate hydrolase activity. Lineage: Eukaryota; Viridiplantae; Streptophyta; Magnoliopsida; Poales; Poaceae. The record is from RefSeq and is a predicted model, not a curated record. Gene Ontology annotation, cellular component: endoplasmic reticulum. The transcript has 5 exons. Bases 54 to 1271 code for a protein of 405 amino acids. Gene Ontology annotation, biological process: auxin metabolic process.
UGCUCGUUCUCUUGCUUCUCCGUGCUUGACUUGCACGUUCAGGACUUCAGGGCAUGGCUACGGCGCUGGGGAGGAAGGACCUCCUGGACGAGGCGCGCGCGCCGGGCUUCGCGGGGUGGGUGCGCGGCCUGCGCCGCCGCAUCCACCAGCACCCGGAGCUGGCCUUCCAGGAGCACCGCACGAGCGCGCUCGUGCGCGCCGAGCUCGACGCGAUCGGCAUCGCCUACGCCUGGCCCGUCGCCCGGACCGGCGUCGUCGCCACCAUCGCCGGCAGGGGCGGCGCCGGGAGCGGUCCGGUGUUCGCGCUCCGGGCAGACAUGGACGCGCUGCCCAUCCAGGAAAUGGUAGAAUGGGAAUUCAAGAGCCAGGAAGACGGCAAGAUGCAUGCGUGUGGGCAUGAUGCUCACGUGGCCAUGCUGCUCGGAGCUGCCAAGCUGCUUCAAUCCCGGAAGGACGAUCUCAAGGGCACGGUGAAGCUAGUCUUCCAGCCGGCGGAGGAGGGCCAUGCCGGCGGUUACCACGUGCUGCAGGAAGGCGUUCUCGACGACGUGGAUGCCAUCUUCGCCGUGCAUAUUGACCCGUGUCUGCCAGUGGGCACCGUCGGCUCCAGGCCCGGGCCGUUCCUCGCCGGAUCGGCUCGCUUCAGGGCGACCAUCGCCGGGAAGGGCGGCCAUGCUGCCGUGCCCCACGCCGCUGUUGACCCCGUGGUCGCCGCAUCCUCGGCCGUGCUCAGCCUCCAGCAGCUCGUUGCUCGCGAGAUCGAUCCUCUUGAGAGCGCGGUAGUGUCAGUGACCUUCAUCAAAGGUGGUUCGGCCUUCAAUGUCAUCCCGGAAUCCGUGACCUUGGGCGGCACCUGCAGGAGCAUGACGACACAAGGAUUAUCCUAUCUCAUGAAGAGAAUAAGAGAGGUGAUCGAGGGGCAGGCAGCGGUGGGGCGGUGCGCGGCGGCGGCGGACUUCAUGGAGGAGGAGCUCCGGCCGUACCCGGCCACGGUGAACGACGAAGCAGUGUACGCGCACGCCAAGUCAGUGGCGGAGGGCAUGCUGGGGGAAUGCAAUUUCAGGCUGUGCCCGCAGGUGAUGGCGGCGGAGGACUUUGGGUUCUACGCGGAGAAGAUCCCGGCCGCCUUCUUCAGCGUCGGCGUCCGGGGCGGCGAGGAUGAGGAGAUCAGCCACGUGCACACGCCGCACCUGGUCAUCCACGAGGACGUGCUCACCGUCGGCGCCGCCCUGCAUGCCGCCGUCGCGAUCGAGUUCCUCAACAAGCAUUGAUUCGUCAAUCAACUUGUGCCAGCCUCGAUCGAAUCUCCAAUGGUUCUGUCGCGGAAUGAUCAAUCCAGCGGACCGGCGUCCGGGUCACCUGCAUUCGUAUCCAAAUGUAAAUAAGCUUGCGCAAGAACACACUUGUUUUCC